AUGGCAUCCUCGAGCACACCUGGAACAGCGGGACAACUCGUUAAACCAGAGUACAGAAACUGGCUCGCUCUUGGUCAUGCCUUAACGACAGUCCUUUGCCAUGGACUUCGUCCGUUUAUUACGCGAGAGAUGGAGGCUUUCUAUAGGAAUUUAACGGCAAGAGUUGCAGGGCCCUGUACGUGCGUCCAUGUCUCAAGAAGAAGGCCAAAUGAGUUCCACGAUAUGACUACAUGCCCAUGGGCGAACAUACUUGAAGUCUAUCACCAUAAAAACAAACCAAACUGGAGGCAAAGCGAUCCAGCCAAAUGGAUGGACCCAGUUCUUGGUCCGUGGGAGAUAGCGAAACUCUUCCUUCCUGAUCUGGGUGGACAUGCUGAUAUCAAGAGUGCAGACGACAUGGACGUCACUGGUAUCUUAAACCUAGUGAACUGGUGCAAUCACUUCACCAUUCCUCAGGCUUUGAUUAAAGAUGUCCGCAGCACUCGAAACAGAUGGUGGGGGCAUGUUCCGAGGCUUGAGUUGACCGAUGCAGACAAAAAUGUCGCCUUUGACUUCAUUGAAAACCUCCUGAAGACUCCUCAACUAGGUUCAGAUCCAGACGCACAAAAAGCACUCGCAGAAAUUGUAAAUCUUAGAAGUAUUUCAAACUUGCACAGUUUCGAGGCUCACGUUUUAGGCGAGCUCAUAGAGGUGUUGAAGUUCAAGACAACUCAUAUGGCGGAAUUAGAACAGAUGAAAAAACUGGUGUUUCUUUUGGAAAAGAGGUUGGAAGACCUGGAGCAAAAGGAAGUCUGUUUGUCACUUUUCCACUUAACGCGAAAUGCUUUGAAAAUCGUGCACAGCAAUCUCGUAAUAAAUCUCAAAGGGAUCAGAAAGACUAUUUUAGUAAUGUGGCUGGUAAUGGCUUUCUCUUUCUCGUUCUUUGUAGUAGAGCUGGACGAUGAUUCUUUUAUCAGAGGUAAUAAGUUGUUUUAAAAAGUUUCUAUUAGUAACUUUAUCUCCGUUGCGUGAGCCGGUUAAGUUAAGAUAAUGAUUCGUUCCCUCUUUGAGGCUUGUUUGACAAAGAUUCAGGUCAGUGUUCAGGAUAUACUAACAAAGUAUCUUCUCCAAUUUACAUGUGGUUAUACAGCUCUUAAAUCGUUGUUUAUGAUUAAUUUCCUUCCUAAAAUUUUAAAAACCCUGCCUAAUGUUUUCGUCAUGCAUAUGAAGUGAAAUCAGGAGCCUAACCAUAGGUUUCAUUUCCCGUUUUAAUGACGCAAUCAGUCGUCAUGCAGGACACUUAAUCGAGUAGUUAAUGGGCCCUAGACCCUCUUUGAGAACAUCAAACUUCAAAGGAUGUCCUGGUCAUCUUGUCAUAACUAAGUUUAGACACUUGAGAUACCCUUCACUGGUCGAUAAGGAUAACAACAGUUAAUUUUUUUUUCUGGCAGGUUGUCCGUCGGAAGAUCUUAGUGUCCCAUUUGACACAAAAGAAUUUGUUUGGUUGGAUUACUUAAAAAGUGCCAAAGAAGGGUUCAUUGGCCGCAGCUGGCUUUUUCGAGAACUAGAAUCUUCUUUCCAUCACACGGUUCAUGAAAAUGAUAUAACUGGUGUCCUAAUAAUUGGGAAUCCAGGAACUGGAAAAUCUGCUCUGUCUGCCCAAUUAGUUUGCUCCCGAACAUCAAGUCGCAUCAUCAACGAACGUAUUUUAGGAUACCAUCUUUGUAAACAUUCUGAUAAGAAUACACAGACUGCAGGAAAAUUUGUGCGUAACUUAGCAGAUAUGAUAGCAAGGAGAAUACCAGAGUAUGGUUUCCUUGUCUUCAAUAGUUCCCACAUCAUGCGUUCACUGUACACUGACUGUGUAGCCAUUCAAGAUCCAGUGGGCUGUUUUGAGCAAGCGAUUUUGACACCCUUGAAAAACCUACCUAACGUGCCAAACGGUAACUGGUAUAUUGUCAUUGAUGCUUUAGAUGAAUGCUUGACCCAAACAGAAAUGCGGCACAGUAUUAUGUUUUUGCUCAAAUCCAAGAUUCCUAGGUUUCCAUCAUGGCUGAAGCUUGUAGUAACAUCUCGUAACCAGUCAACCAUUUCUUUUCAUGCAGGCUACAUGAAGAAAUUAAUUAUUCACCCUCAAGACGAUCGUAACUACCAAGACAUCGAAUUGUUUUUGACCACAAAAUUUUAUCGUGAUGGUCCUCUGAUUCAUAGGGUAAAUUCUUUGUUCGGAGACAGUAGCAAACAAAAGACUGACAAGUUGAUUGAUGCCCUGUUAAACAGAAGUCAGGGGAAUUUUUUGUUUGUUAAAGAGAUGAUUCAACACUGGGAAACUUCAGGAAUAACAAGAGAUGAUCCUUACGCUCUGCCUGAUACACUUGAGGAUUUGUUUCAUAGUUACUUCCAAAGAUACUACGGUGGGCGAGAAAAGUUUAAAGCUGUACGUCGCGUGCUAGAGCUACUCGUGGCAACAUUUCAGCCACUGACAGAAAAAGAAAUCUUUAACGUUCUGAGGACGAAAGAACCAAGCCUGGAUGAGGAAUACGAUUUUAAAGAUACAAUUAAACCAAUUGAACAUUUCCUUACGUAUGGAGAGAAUGGUGUGGUAACGUUGUAUCACCAGUCUUUAACGGAAUGGCUCACUGGCGACAACACUGGAAACGAGCCAUUCUUCGUGAGUAAAAGGAAAGGGCACGACACGUUUUGCGAAUUUUAUUUCAAAGUAAUUGCUGAGGGUGAUGGAUCAGCUAUAUCAAAAUACAGCUUUACUUUGGCGAGGCAUAUUUCUUAUGGUGCGGAAUUGAACCAGUUAUACGUGAGAAAAUUUUCUACCUUCCCCUCAGAGUUUGUUAAUUGUUCAGAUUCUAAAAGCCUUAGGACAUCACUGCACCUUGCAGCUACAAUAAACAACACAAAUCUUCUGAAACUUUUGUUACCUCAUUUUAGUUACGUCGAUUCUGCUGAUAGUCAUGGAAUGACACCUGCAUUUUUAGCAGCUGAACACGGGCUUUUAGACAACCUAGUUUUUAUAAUGAGGAAGGGAGUCAAUGUAAAUCACAAAACGAAGUCACUUACCUCGCCUGAUUUUAAUCAUGGCUAUGGCUUUGCUGAUGUAGUUCUUGAGUCAAAAUCUAAAUUCAGAAGUUCUACUAUGCUUCAUGCUGCAGCUCAUGGAGGCCAUCUGAACGUUGUCCACUUCCUUCUUAGUAAAGGUGCAUCCAUCUCAACUUUAAACGAUGUUCAUCAAACGGCACUCCAAGUAGCUGCCGAAAAUGGACAUUUGGAAGUUGUUAAAGCUUUACACGAGGCAGGCGGAGUUCCAGAUCAAACAGCUUUGUUUCAGGCAGCAGCGAAAAAUAGGUUGGAUGUAGUAAAAUACCUUUUGAAAAUGGGCGUGGAGGAUAAAUGUUUGAGAUGUGACGGUUCUUUCUACUGGCUGGAGGGGGAGACCCGGCUACAGACUCAAAUUAAACGCUUAAAAAUGAGUGUGUUAUUUGACACCCUAGAAAUGUUGUAUGGCGAGCUAUUCGACGACAAACAUUUAAUUUUUUGUCAAACUGCACUCUACGCAUCAAUAUCGUUUGGUUAUAAAGAGGUCACAAAGGAACUAGUUGCUAAGGAUAAGCGGGCUUUAACCUGUCAUGAUUACACAGGAAGGACACCUUUGCAUGAAGCCGUUCGAAAGAAUGACAGAGAAAUGGUAGAAUUUCUGCUGAUGGAGGGACAAGCAAAGAUUGAAUCAACUUGUAACCAUUGGCAAGUUGUAUCAAAUGUAACCUUGAGUCGUGAAGAAUUCUCCGAAUACGUCAGGGAUGUCUGCCAUUGUGGUUAUACUCCCCUUCAUUUGGCAGCACGCUAUGGGUACCGAGAAAUUGCGGUUUAUCUUAUAAAAAGCGGGGCACGGGUUGAAGCUCAAGACUGCUUUGGAGCGACUCCAAUUCACAUAGCUGCUUGCCAUAAUCAUACGAAAGUAUUGCAUGUCCUUCUGGAAUUCGGUGCUGAGAUCAGCUGCAAAACGUUUAACGGGUCGAUGCCCCUUCAUAGUGCUGCAGCAUGCGGUGCCCUUGAGACGAUCGAUCAGUUACUUCAUUAUGGGGCAAUCCUUGACGCUGGUGACGAUAAUGGCCUUACCGCGUUACACUAUACUAUACUCAACGUAAAUUCUAGUAAUGUUGAAAGGCGAUUCUUCACCGAUGUCAAUGGGAUGGUAACUGAACGUAGAGGUCAUCUUGCUGAUUUUUAUCUGGACGAAAACAACAACUUAAAAAACAUGGACUUUUACAGAUGGUUAGAUGUAUUAAUCCGGUUGUCCCUUCGAGGCGCUAAUAUUAAUGCGGUCGAUGUCUUCGGUCGAACAGUUUUGCAUAUAGCAGCCGCGAACGGAUUGGCAGAUGCCGUAAACGUACUCUUGUUGAGGAAGGCUAAACUUGAAGUGUCUGACAAAACUGGUCAUACGCCGUUAGAACUAGCAGUAAAAAACUCCUCUCCCCCACCAGAGGCAUCACUUUUCUUUGAUGAAAUUAGUCCACAACAGCUUCGACAACAUUUACGUGAUCACGGAAUGGUCGUCUACCUUCUACUCGCUAAUGGUGCAUCUUUAAAUAAAUGCGAUCAUCGCAGUAAGAGUCUGUUACAUCAUAGCAUUCUUAAUGGUGAGCCUUACAUUGCGCAGCUUCUGUUAUUUUUGGGAGCUGGUAUAAACUGCAAAGACAAUAGCGAAAAAACAAUUCUCUUAGCUCUCCUUCUUCGUGGUCACAAUUGGGCUCAUCUGGCUCUUAAACACCACGUACCUAUUACGCUUGAAUGUGGAAAGCCAUUUAACACUUCAGUUUUUCAUUUAAUUUGCUACAACUCUCCAAUAAUGAAAUAUGGUAACUUUUUCCAAUACAUCUCUUGUGAUGAUCGUACAUGUUCAUCAAAGAAUGGACCAUUAAUUACUGCUAUUGAAAUGCAUCCUCUGAAGUUCAAAUUAGUCGAUUCCUGUUUAGAUGCCGAAGGAUAUACACCUUUACAAAGAGCUGUCCAAGGUGCAAACUUAAUUGCAGUUCGUAACCUCAUAAAGCAUGGUGCAAACGUUUCCUUAUUGAAUCCACAUAGACAUGACGCCUUAACUAUGGCUCUUCUCAACAAGAGGUUAGACGAAAACGCAGAAAAUCAUGGUAUAUCUGCAAUGAUUGAAACUUCUGCUGUGGCACUGGAGCUCCUUCGCCACAAAAUGAGACGUGGCUUUCAAAUCGUGUGUGAUUCCAGUAAAACUGAACUUACCCUGUACCAUUUGGCAGCCUCCCGCGGCCUUUUAAACUUCAUUCAUGAGAUCUUUGAAAACAAGAAGCUUCAUCAGUUAGAUGUUAAUUGUCCUAACAAGGACGGAAUUACUCCAAUGUAUCUGGCAAAGAUAUUCUGCGGUUCCUUCGGGAUCGAUGUCUGCUUCUUGUGGGACCUCGUUGUCCAGUUCAUUGAAGACCAAGGGGGCAAGAUGCAAUAUCCUGGCAAAGAUGCUGAAUACAAUGUAAUCUAUAACAGGUUGUAUGGUGGGACUCCGACGGAAGUAAAACCACAAUUAAGGCCCGAUGUUCGUUACUUUGUCUCUAGACUUGUGUCGACCCUUAGUUAUAGGCAAAGCCACUCUAUGGAUUGUAGGGUUAUUCAAUUAUUACACAGGAAUAGAUCGGAUCGUGGACCAACCUUAUUUAAUAUUAUAACGGAACUUCAAAGGGAACUAGUGUUUUUAGAAGUUCAAAGUUGUCGGUCAACAAUAUCUGAGAAUAUUUGCAAAAAGGAACAAAAAAGGGUUAAUUUCCGGCAAUAUGUUUAUCUCAGGGAUAAAGUCGUAUCUGGUGUGUCUUCUUCUGAAUUGCAAUUAAGGCUUUUUAAUUUAAUGAGGUGGUGGUAUGAGGAGGUAUUCGGGCUUUUGUCUUGUCUAAAACUUACUUUUCAUAAACAUCGACAGUAUUUUAUGGACAAAAAGAAACUGAACAACCUUAUUAAGCAAUAUGAGGACAUCCAGUCGUUGAGUCAUCUUAACGAACUAUGCAUCACAUUUGAGGCUACUCUCACGAGCCAUUUAUGGCACUAUUUAAAGGACGGUGGUGUUCUUGAACUGGGAGUCCUAUACCCUCCAGACUUUUUAAAACAGCGAAUGGGAUGGAGUAACAGAGUCAGCUUUGCUAAUUUGUGGCCAAUAGGGUUCCUGGUUAACUUUAAUCUAGGUUUCUAUCGUCGGUAUGAUUAUUUAAAAGUUCUUAACUUCGGAUUAAGAUCAAGGAAGCGUGCCUCAAUCCAUCCAUUCAUUUAA
Messenger RNA from Pocillopora meandrina, 6271 nucleotides. NCBI's taxonomy places the organism in Eukaryota, Metazoa, Cnidaria, Anthozoa, Scleractinia, Pocilloporidae. The record is from the annotation of a GenBank genome assembly.